UCCGAAUGCAGGAUACAGAAUUGUCAUGGGACGGACACAUGCCAUCCUGUUCCCGGUAGCCAGCUAUAUCUCCCCGCCAAGCUGCCGCUGACGGCCCCGGGCAGCGCGACAGCCGCACCGCAUCUGCUUUUCGCAGCCGAGACGAGGAAAAACCGAACAGGCACCGAACCACCCGCGACAAACCCACCAUGUCGUCCCAACUGGGCCGGAGGGCCCUGCAGAGGAGCCUGGGGGCGCCGAGGGCGCCUGCGCACACAGCAGCAGCAGCAGCAGCAGCAACAGCUACGGCCAGGGCUGCGCGGCGCACGCCGUGCCUGACAUCCACGGCGAGGUGGCUGUCCUCGGACAAGGGCAAGGCCCCCAAGCCCAACGAGGCCAGCUUCAAGGGCCAGAUGCUCGAGAGCAUCACGGCGCGCAUAGCCAGGGAGAAGGAGGACCUCAGGAGGUCGGCCCUGGAGAGAGAGGCGCGCAGCAGGGGCGGCCCUCUCCCCGUCACGGUCUUCGUCCUCGGCGCGAGUCUCAUAGCCUUCUACUGCGGCCUCAACUACCCACGCGACAUCGACCCGUCUUCAACACUCCCCCUCGGCGCCAUCGCCAGGCCGCCCAGGCACAACACCUCGCCCAAGGAGCUCGAGGCCGCGUGGGCCGACUUCGUCGCCAUCGUGGGCAGGGAGAACGUGUCGACGCUCGACGACGUCAUCACCACGCACGCGACCUCGGACUGGUCGACGCACAAGCACUCCCCGGACACGGAGCGGCCCUUCUGCGUCGUCUACCCGGCCUCGACCGACGAGGUGUCUCGCGUCAUGAAGGUGUGCCACGCCCGCCGGAUCCCCGUCACCGGGUAUUCUGGGGGCACGAGCCUCGAGGGCCACUUCGCCGCGACGCGGGGCGGCAUCUGCGUCGACUUUGCGCGCAUGGACGCCGUGCUGGCGCUGCACAAGGAGGACCUCGACGUCGUGGUCCAGCCCGCCGUGGGCUGGGAGCGCCUCAACGACCAGCUGGCCGCCGACGGGCUCUUCUUCCCGCCCGACCCGGGCCCCGGCGCCAUGAUCGGCGGCAUGAUCGGCACCGGGUGCAGCGGCACCAACGCCUACCGCUACGGCACCAUGCGCGAGUGGGUGCUCAGCCUGACCGUCGUUCUGGCCGACGGCACCGUCAUCAGGACGCGGCAGCGCCCGCGCAAGAGCUCCGCCGGCUACGACCUCACCAGGCUGUUCAUCGGCAGCGAGGGCACCCUGGGCCUCGUGACCGAGGCCACGCUCAAGGUCACGGUCAAGCCCGCGCAGACGAGCGUGGCCGUGUGCAGCUUCGGCACGGUGCGCCAGGCCGCCGACUGCGUCGCGCAGGUCGUCGGGGCCGGCGUGCCCGUCGCCGCGGUCGAGAUCCUCGACGACGAGAUGAUGAGCUGCAUCAACAAGGCCGGGUCGACGGCCCGCACGUGGCAGGAGGCCCCGACGCUCUUCUUCAAGUUCGCCGGGACCGACAAGGGCGUCAAGGAGCAGGUCGACGUCGUGCGGCAGAUGGCCAAGCGGGCCGGCAGCACGGGCUUCGACUUUGCGAGGAGCCUCGAGGAGCAGCACGACCUGUGGUCGGCGCGCAAGGAGGCCCUCUGGAGCACCCUGGCUGUCAAGCGCGACGGCGACAACGUCUGGACCGGCGACGUCGCCGUCCCCAUCUCGCGCCUGCCCGACAUCAUCGAGCAGACCAAGAAGGACGUCAAGGGCAGCGGUCUCUACGGGACUAUCGUUGGCCACGUCGGCGACGGCAACUUCCACACCAUACUUCUGUACAAUGACUCGGAGAGGCAGAUCGCCGAGGAGGUCGUCCACCGCAUGGUCAAGCGGGCCGUCGAGAUGGAGGGCACGGUCACGGGCGAGCACGGCGUCGGGCUGGGGAAGCGUGACUAUCUUCCUCACGAGCUGGGUGUGUCCACCGUGGACGCCAUGCGCAAGAUGAAGCAGGCAUUCGACCCACUGUGCUUGCUGAACUGCGACAAGGUCGUGCGGAUGCAGAAGCCCAAGGCGGGCGAGGUGGCCGAGUGGUGAGACUGCCGUGGCGUACUCGAAGGCAGCAGCAGCAUAAUACUCAACUCAUCUCCGUGGAGGCUGUUGGUGGACACGCAACAACAGGUUGCAGGAACAUCAAAAUUGUAAAAUAUUGGGAAGCUUUCCCGGCUAGUGUAGCCGAGUUGAAGCGAAACUGGACCAGUGAGUCUUGGGGUCCCCACGGGUGACCCAAUCUGGGCAAGGGACGCUGCUCCUUAUUACACGCGACCAGAGAAUGCCUCAUCACGUGUGCAUCUGAUGUCGGAAGGAUUCGCUCCCCUCCCUGCCUUUCAGUAUCUACAGCUGUAGAGCAGGUGGGCGCUCAUAUGGCAUCGUAGUAAUAUAGGCGCGCGCAACCCUGCUGCCAACACAGUGGUACCUGAUCCGCUCCACUGGCCCCGCGGCCCCGCCACUACUAACCGCGUGGCACAAGUCAACUGUUUCACUCAUGGAGCUCGUCAGUAUGCUCUGCUCUGCGCAUGCCCGGCAAAUGCCGUGGUUGUCAACGGUCUGUCUGAGGAGGCGGCCGUC
Diaporthe batatas is the source of this 2579-nucleotide messenger RNA. RefSeq lists its product as uncharacterized. Gene Ontology annotation, cellular component: mitochondrion. NCBI's taxonomy places the organism in Eukaryota, Fungi, Ascomycota, Sordariomycetes, Diaporthales, Diaporthaceae. The record is from RefSeq and is a predicted model, not a curated record. Gene Ontology annotation, molecular function: FAD binding; D-lactate dehydrogenase (NAD+) activity; D-lactate dehydrogenase (cytochrome) activity. The transcript has 4 exons. Gene Ontology annotation, biological process: lactate catabolic process. Bases 189 to 2048 code for a protein of 619 amino acids.